GCACAAGCAGCUGCUUUUUUGUGUUUUUUUUUUUGUUACGUUUGUCUUCUUUUAUUUUUCACUUUAAAUAAUAGAUAAUCGUAGUAAUAAAUGUAGUUCAUACCUUUGGCCAGAAGAGGGCAAGCCUGUCUUCUAAUCUUUAUCUGAGCUGCUAAAUAUAAGGGGAUCUGCUCAUGUCAUUCAAGCUCUGCCCUCCUCCUGGCUCAGUGAAUCAACCUCCAUCUUCUCACCGACACACAAAGCAGAGCUGCUGCUUUGUUGGGUACUCUCUGGAUAUUUUUAAAUGCCCUGGAUGACGUUUCUCUUUCUGGAUGUAUUUAAGAACAGUCUAGAACCUCAUGGGAUUGUAAAAGGACCUGCAUUUCUUGUUAUAAGAAGAAAGAGAUUUAAGUAAUGAACAUCCGAAGCUCAGCAAAGGCUUGGAAAUGGCAAGUGGCGUUUCUCUUUAUAUGUUGUAACUGGGGCUGGGUCUCUGGACAGCUAUAUUAUUCCAUCUAUGAGGAGUUGGAGCCAGGAACAUUUGUAGGGAAUAUAAUACAGGAUCUAGGAAUUAGUGUUUCAGGCACUAAUAAACAGAGAUUGCAUCUAAGACCUGAAAGCAAGAGCAGAUAUUUUGAUGUGGAUCAAGGGAGUGGAGUUCUGACUGUGAAAAAUAAAAUUGACAGAGAAAGCUUGUGUGGAUCCAGCCAUAGCUGCUUCCUGCAUUUGGAGGCUAUAACUGAGAACCCUGUGCAGCUCUUUAGUGUAGAAAUAGAAAUAUUGGAUAUAAAUGAUAAUGCCCCAGCUUUUUCUAACAUUAAUCGUAUUUUGAGGAUAACAGAAUUGGUGACAAUUCCUGGUGUCCGAUUCCCACUAGAAAUUGCACAGGAUCCAGAUAUCGGUAUGAAUAGUGUUACCCAGUAUAGGAUAAAUGCAAACCCAUUCUUUUCUUUGUCUGUAAAAACUCGGAAAGAUGGAAUUCUAAUACCUGAAUUGAUACUGGAAAAAAUAUUAGACAGAGAAGAAAAAAAGGAACAUAAGCUUGAUCUUACAGCUAUAGACAGUGGAGAACCAGCGAGGUCUGGGUCUACUCAGAUAACUAUAAUUGUUUUAGAUAUAAAUGAUAAUGCACCAUUGUUUGAUGAAUCUAUAUAUAGGGUCAAUUUAUUAGAAAAUGCUCCUCCAAAAACAGUCAUCAUAAAAAUGAAUGCUAUAGAUCUUGAUGAAGGAGCAAACUCAGAAAUUGAAUAUUCCUUUGAUGAUCAUACAUCAGAAUCUGCUAAAGCUUUGUUUGAUAUAAACACAAAAACUGGGGAGGUUUUUGUUCAGGGACUUGUGGACUAUGAAGACAGUCAUUUCUGGGAGUUAUCUAUCAGAGCAGUAGACAAAGGAAUACCAGAACUAGAAGGACGCUGUAUUGUUCAAGUGGAAAUACAAGAUGUAAACGAUAACCCACCCAAGAUUAUAUUCACUUCUGCCACAAAUGCUGUCCCUGAAAAUACUGCCCUGGGUACACUGAUUGGAUUUCUGGUUGCACAAGACAAGGAUUCCGGUAAGAAUGGAGAAAUACAAUUAGCGACAUCUCCAAACCUUCCAUUUAAAUUUCGCAAUCUCAAUAAUCGUUACUCACUGGUAACUGAUGGUUGGCUAGAUAGAGAAAAACAUGCUCAAUAUGAAAUCAUUGUAAUGGCAUCUGAUCUCGGUUCUCCUCCUUUGCACACAGAAACUAAAAUAACCCUUAACAUUUCAGAUGUCAAUGAUAAUCCACCAGUAUUUCAUCAGUCAGCUUACAAUGCUUUCAUUAAAGAGAAUAAUAAGGCUGGCAGUUUAUUAUGUACACUGUUUGCCUCGGAUUUAGAUGAAGGGGUUAAUUCAGAAUUAACAUAUUCUAUACUAGAAAGACAGGUAGAUGGUUUCUCCAUAUCAUCUUUUGUGUACAUAAACUCAGAAAGUGGUGAGAUCUUUGCCCAACGUUCCUUUGAUUAUGAGCAAACUCAAGUAUUAAAAAUUACAGUGAAGGUUGAAGAUUCUGGAUCUCCAAGGUUAUCUUCUAAUGCUUCAGUUUUUAUUUUUGUUUUGGAUACAAAUGACAACCACCCAACUGUGCUGUAUCCGGAUAAUUCAGGAGAGCAUAUUCCUCAACAGAAACUUCCAAAAUCAGCAGCAGCUGGUUAUCUGGUCACAAAGGUGUCUGCAGUGGAUGUAGAUUCAGGUCACAAUGCUUGGUUACAUUAUAAGAUUGUUGAUUCCACAAAUCCUCAAUUAUUUAGAAUUUCUGAAGCUAGCGGAGAAAUAAGAACUGUUCAAGGACUAGAAGAAGUGGAUAUUUUAGAACAGAAACUUGUGAUUUCAGUAAGUGAUCAUGGAGAACCUUCUUUGUCAGCUACAGUAACUUUGCUUGUCAACAUAUUAGACAGUGUGAUGAAUGAAAGUCCUAAAUCCCAAGACCUUACAAAUUACAAGAUAACUAAUGACAUGACGUUGUAUCUUAUAAUUUCCUUGGUUGCAAUUAGUUUGGUUUCACUUGUGACUUUUUUCAUUUUGAUUUGGAAAUGUUUAAAACAGGAGAAUGGCAGCAGCAGUUGUGGGGUUUGCCUACCAAACAAAUCACAUUCUAAACAAUAUGUGGAUCAAUAUCAACCAACUCUUUUCUUGAACAAUUGGAACAUUAAAGUACAUGGAGGUUAGAAUGGUUCCACCAGAAGCUCAGGGACCAUGUUAUCCUACAUGUUUUCCUUCAGCAACAGACAAUGACCUUGCAUUCAUGAAACAUCAAAAU
Messenger RNA from Bufo bufo (common toad), 2758 nucleotides. RefSeq names its product protocadherin gamma-C5-like. Lineage: Eukaryota; Metazoa; Chordata; Amphibia; Anura; Bufonidae. Gene Ontology annotation, cellular component: plasma membrane. The record is from RefSeq and is a predicted model, not a curated record. Gene Ontology annotation, biological process: homophilic cell-cell adhesion. Gene Ontology annotation, molecular function: calcium ion binding.